Oncorhynchus tshawytscha (Chinook salmon) is the source of this 1632-nucleotide messenger RNA. Its product is annotated as RING finger protein 150. The record is from RefSeq and is a predicted model, not a curated record. Lineage: Eukaryota; Metazoa; Chordata; Actinopteri; Salmoniformes; Salmonidae.
GAAACUGGCUCUCACGAGGAACUAUUGCCGAUCCCUGUAUCGGCGAACACUAGCCUUUAUUAUGGGGGACAGGUUCGACUAUCUUCGUGAUCCCCGCCCAGGUCACAUGUUUAGAAAGCUUGUCCAGCUGACUGAUAACAACAUUGCAGGCCGGUCGCUUAGGUAGCAGUAGGCAGGGUGGAGAAGCACGCCUUUACAACCAACUGUUUAAAAACAUUUCUGUCAACAACCAGAAGCUACCUUUAACCAGUUGGUUUGCUACAUCACUUUUCAAGUAUUUCAACUUCAGGGUAGUCCGAAAUCGUACUCGUCGAGCUUGGAAAGGGGGGAGGCUACCAGCGAGAGGCAGCUUUUAGACUUGGUGGAGAGGGAAACAUUCGCUAUAUCCUCGGACUGAACAUGGCAAUGACCCUCAUCCAAGCCUGCCGCAGUCUAGCUCUCUCAACAUGGCUGCUAUCCUUUUGCUUCGUGCAUUUGCUGUGCCUGGACUUUACGGUGGCGGAGAAAGAAGAAUGGUACACCGCGUUUGUCAACGUUACUUAUGUGGAUCCCGUGACUUCAGAAAUCAAAACAGAGAAGACUGAGUGUGGAAGAUAUGGCGAGCACUCCAAGAAAGAAGCAAGAGGGCAAGUGUUGAUGCCUUUGCUUUUGCAAGAGAGACAAGCUUGCGACCCGAACGCUAAGUAUCCCCUGCCUUAUCAAAACAAUGCUUGGAUGGCGUUGAUAGCUGCGGGGAAUUGUACAUUCAGAGAUAAAAUUCGCAACGUCGCUGCACUCCACAACGCAUCUGCAGUCAUAAUUUAUAACGCGGGCUCCACUAAUAUCAACGAUACCAUAACAAUGCCUCAUCAAGGUACGGGGGAUAUCGUGGCGAUCAUGAUUCCGGAACCCAAGGGUCGGGAGAUCGCUGCUCUACUAGAACGCAACGUCACGGUGACCAUGCACAUCACCAUAGGAACGAGGAACCUUCAGAAGUAUGUGAGCAGAACGUCGGUGGUGUUUGUCUCCAUCUCCUUCAUCGUCCUGAUGAUCAUCUCCCUGGCAUGGCUCAUCUUCUACUAUAUACAGCGGUUCAGAUACGCCAACGCUCGCGACCGCAAUCAGGUACAAGACGCCUCCCUCAUGCAGAAGGCCAACAGCAGCCAAGAAGGCCAAAUACGAACCAUCAGGAAAGGAGACAAGGAAACGGAGUCUGACUUUGACAACUGUGCUGUGUGCAUUGAGGGCUAUAAAGCGAACGAUGUUGUUAGGAUAUUGCCGUGCAGGCACAUCUUCCAUAAAAGCUGUGUGGACCCCUGGCUUCUGGACCAUCGGACCUGUCCCAUGUGUAAAAUGAACAUCCUCAAAGCGCUGGGAAUACCACCCAACUUUGACUGUGGAGAUGACAUUCCGCCAGACUAUGAGAUGUCAGUGGGAGGCCCGCCCACCAACGCAAUCACAGGGGCCAGAGACUUCACGGUGAACGGGGAGGAGAGCUCGGUGGUGCUGGACAUGGUGGACAUGGACAGGACUAUAGGGCUGCCUCAGGUCUACCACGACGCCCACGAGACACUACCACAGGCUGGGGACAGCCGACACAUCGCCAGCAGUGAGUAUAGACACACACCUAUGCACCUACACACACAUCUGCAC